Molecule: messenger RNA, 1545 nt
Organism: Sciurus carolinensis (gray squirrel)
Lineage: Eukaryota; Metazoa; Chordata; Mammalia; Rodentia; Sciuridae
Product: AF4/FMR2 family member 2-like
Exons: 4
Coding region: 1-1515 (504 amino acids)
Biological process (GO): regulation of RNA splicing
Cellular component (GO): nuclear speck
Molecular function (GO): G-quadruplex RNA binding
Source: RefSeq, a predicted model, not a curated record
AUGUCGCGGCUUCGAGCUGUCCAGGCUCCGCCCCCUCCGCCGCCGCUGCCGCUGCCGCCCCGGCUGCCGCGCCGCGCCGCGCUGCUGCCGCUUCCUCCGCCGCCCCCGCCUCCUCUGCCGCCACCGGCCAGCAGCCCGCCAGCCGCGGGGCCCCGCCGGCCCAAGCCCGCAGCUGCCGCCGCCGCAGCCUCCGGGCGCUGGGCGCGCGGGCAGCCGCGGAGCGAGCGGACCCAAGCGGGCGGCCAGGCGUUUGCCCGCCCGGUGCCACCGCCGCAGCCGCCGCUCCGGAGCGCAGGACCAGGUACCUCCAGAGCCUGCCGUCGCCGCCGAUGCGGCCCGGGCACUUUUAACUGGGCGGGAGGGCCGGAGAGCCGGGCCGCCCAGAGCAGCGAGCGAGCUGCGCCGCUGAGAGCCGCGCUGACCCGCAGCGAGCAGGGACGGACGCCCGCCCGUCGCCGCCACCCGGCCGCUAUGGAUCUAUUCGACUUUUUCAGGGACUGGGACUUGGAGCAGCAGUGUCACUAUGAACAGGACCGUAGUGCACUUAAAAAAAGGGAAUGGGAGCGGAGGAAUCAAGAAGUUCAGCAAGAAGAUGAUCUCUUUUCUUCAGGCUUUGAUCUUUUUGGGGAGCCCUACAAGACAAACAAAGGUGAUGCCCUUGCCAACCGAGUCCAGAACACGCUGGGAAACUAUGAUGAAAUGAAGGAUUUGCUUACUAACCAUUCUAAUCAGAAUCAUCUAGUGGGAAUCCCAAAGAAUUCUGUGCCCCAGACUCCCAUCAACAAAAAUGAACCAAGCUUUUUUCCAGAACAAAAGAACCGAAUGCUUCCACCUCACCAGGAUAAUACCCACCUCUCAGCACCAAUGCCUCCACCUUCUGUUGUGAUACUGAAUUCCACUCUAAUACACAGCAACAGAAAACCGAAGCCUGACUGGCCACGAGAUAGUCAUAAUCCUAGCAGUGUACCAGCAAGCCAGACCAGUAGUCAGCCAAACAAGAUGCAGACUUCUACACAGGAUCAGCCUCAGGCAAGACUUGAAGACUUCUUUGUCUACCCAGCUGAACAGCCCCAAAUUGGUGCAGUUGAAGAGUCAAAUCCAUCUGUAAAGGAAGAUGGUAACCCCAAGACUGGGGGAGAAGAUGCUUUCAAAGAAAUCUUUCAAUCCAAUUCACCAGAAGAUUCUGAAUUUACGGUGCAAGCACCUGGGUCUCCCCUAGUGGCCUCCUCUUUAUUAGCUCCUAGCAGUGGCCUUUCAGUUCAAAACUUCCCACCAGGGCUUUACUGCAAAACCAAUAUGGGACAGCAAAAGCCAACUGCAUAUGUAAGACCCAUGGAUGGCCAAGAUCAGGCACCAGACAUCUCUCCAACACUGAAACCUUCCAUUGAAUUUGAAAACAGCUUUGGGAAUCUGUCAUUUGGAUCACUCUUGGAUGGAAAACCCAGUGCAGCCAGUUCAAAGACUAAACUGCCAAAGUUCACGAUCCUCCAAACAAGUGAAGUAAGUAAUUUUUAAAGUUUUGUUUCCUUCUUUUUACACUUUACU